Messenger RNA from Ruditapes philippinarum (Manila clam), 647 nucleotides. RefSeq lists its product as uncharacterized. The record is from RefSeq and is a predicted model, not a curated record. NCBI's taxonomy places the organism in Eukaryota, Metazoa, Mollusca, Bivalvia, Venerida, Veneridae. Bases 93 to 572 code for a protein of 159 amino acids. The transcript is spliced from 4 exons.
UAAAUUAAGAAAAAAAAUUCUAAUCAAACGUACGGAAUAAGUUCAUAGAGUAGUGUCCCUUUUUAUUAUGAUUUUGCUGAAGUUGUGAUAAAAUGAAAACUAGGAAAAGAGGCAGAAGUCCUGACCCAGAGUGUGACGAUUGUUUACCUAUAUCAAAAAGAAUUACACGAUUAAACAUACAAGCAAGCAGAAAUUCAAUUGAAAGCAAAGAAUCAUUAGCAGGAGCACCUCAACCAGGUUGUUCUCAUGGCAACGCUUCAGGAAGUGGUGAAGACAUGUUGUCAUGGCAACAUCAGCAGUGUAGUGGAAGAGGUUAUCAGCAAGGAAACAACAAUAACUUGAAUUAUCUCCCUUGUGGAUCUAGUCAAUGUGACAAUAUACAAGGCAUAAACACAACAAAAAACGGCUUGCAAGCAUAUGCCGUACAUCAUGGCAUCCCCUCUGAUGAUUUCAACGGCUACAAACCAGAGUUAACGAAGACUGAAAAUCCUCACUAUUACCAGAUCAACAGUGUUUUAUAUCGGGCACAUUUAGAGAAAGCCAGUAGAGUAGGCAUGGAUCUAAAGCAGUGAUGUAUUAAAAAGAAAUAAAUGAACCUCAGCAUUUUGUCUUUCAAUUGUCAUAGUAAUAUAUAGUGUUACAUUAUG